Messenger RNA from Amaranthus tricolor (Joseph's coat), 1452 nucleotides. Its product is annotated as aluminum-activated malate transporter 2-like. Gene Ontology annotation, cellular component: plant-type vacuole membrane. Gene Ontology annotation, biological process: malate transport. The transcript is spliced from 6 exons. Lineage: Eukaryota; Viridiplantae; Streptophyta; Magnoliopsida; Caryophyllales; Amaranthaceae. The coding region runs from base 1 to 1452 and encodes 483 amino acids. The record is from RefSeq and is a predicted model, not a curated record.
AUGGGAUUUACUACUUCUAAUGAGCAUUGGCUUCAUCAUUUGCCCAAGAAAUUAAUCUCGAAUGUAGUCGCGAUUGCGAAAACGACGAAAAAUAUAGCAAUGGAUGAUCCAAGAAGGGUUAUUCAUUCCUUUAAAGUUGCAUUAGCUAUAACUAUUGUAUCUAUGUUUUACUAUUUUCAACCUCUUUAUAAUAGCUUUGGAGUUUCUGCUAUGUGGGCUGUUAUGACAGUAAUUGUUGUUUUUGAGUUUACAGUUGGGGCAACAUUAGGAAAAGGGUUAAAUAGAGCAAUGGCAACAUUAAUAGCAGGUGGAUUAGGAGUUGGUGCUCAUCAUUUGGCUAGUCUUUGUGGCAAGAUUGGUGAACCACUUCUAAUUGGAUUUCUUGUCUUCAUAUUUGCUGCGGCAUCAACAUUUAUGAGAUUCUUUCCAAAAAUAAAGGCGAGAUAUGAUUAUGGAUUCCUGAUAUUCAUAUUAACAUUUAGUUUCAUAUCAAUAUCUGGGUAUAGAGCUGAUGAAAUCCUGGAAUUAGCCCACAAAAGAUUAUCAACAAUCGCCAUUGGUGGAUCUGCAAGUUUGCUUAUAAACAUAUGUUUAUUCCCAGUAUGGGCUGGUGCUGAAUUGCAUGAAUCAAUUGCCCAUAAUGUGGAGAAACUUGGCCAUUUCUUACAAGGAUUUGGAGCUGCAUACUUGAAUAAAUCAGAGGCUGAAACUAAUUCUAAGGCUGAGAAUAAAUCAUCUUAUUUUCAAACCUAUAAAAGUGUUCUAAAUUCCAAAUCUUCAGAAGAAAGCAUGGCAAAUUUUGCAAGAUGGGAACCAAGACAUGGGCAAUUUCGAUACCAUCAUCCAUGGAAUGAGUAUGUUAAGUUAGGAAGUCUUAUCAGGCAAUGUGCUUACAGAAUUGAUGCUCUCAAUGCUUAUUUCAACCAUGAUGACGCACAGAAAUUACAAAAAUCCCAAGAAGAAUUCAGAGAUAUAUGCAAUAAAAUAAGUUUGGAAUCAAGCAAAACACUUGUAAAAUUAGGAUCAUGCCUAAGAGAAAUGAAGUAUCCAUCUUCAUCAGUAAAUCCUCAUAUUGUAAGUUCAAAAGCAGCAGUAAAAACCCUAAAGACAUACCUAAAAUCACACUCAUUAUACAAUCAACACUCUGAUUUACUACAAAUUAUACCAAUUGCAACCCUAGCUUCAUUACUCAUUGAUAUUGUUGAUUGUACUGAGAAAAUUGCAACAUAUGCCUAUGAUCUUGCUACAUUAGCACAUUUUAAGAAGGAUUGUUCUAAUGAUUUUGCAAAAAAAUCAGCAAAAUUUUGUGUUAAUAAGGAACAAAAAGGUGUAAAUCAAGUCUCUCAAGUUGGGUUUUGUCCUCAUGUUGUGAUACCAAUUGUUGCAUUAACUACAAUAAUUGAUUCAAAUUCAAGUCAAAGUUCGGAUGGUCAACAUAGUUCGGAAGACUAG